UUAAUAUCAGGUUAAUACAUGGUAACUGCUUACUUGUGUCUUUCGUUCUUAAAGAAGUCAGUCACAUUUCUCAUUAUUGAAACAAGACUUUAAUAAAAAAUUACUUUUGGAAUUAAUGAAAUAUGCCACCACACAGUGAAUUAUAUGAUCUUGUACACUCCACACAAGGUAUAAGGCUGCUGAAUUGGGAUAAUUCACCAGAGGACGACAUGACAGUGUCAUCGUCGAAUCCCGACGACUCUCCCCCUCCUAGAGAAGCAAUGCCGGCAACAAAUGAUCCAGAAAUUCUGAGGUUAUACCAGAUCAUUGAGUUUGUAAGAGAUACAUAUCUCAUGCAUGCUGAUUACUCAACGGAAAGUGAGACAAGCAGAACCUACACCAGGCCCUUCUCAUACUUGCCUCCAACACCAAGACCCCCAGAAAACGAAGACGGGGCAUCAUCAUCAGAUGAAAAUCUGGAAUCUAAGAGGAUUUGGCUGUGGCAGCAAUGGACGUACCGUAUUAACGCAGCUAUCAAGAAAAUAGUCUACUUCUGCAAAUCCCUUCCAGGUUUCUUCGAUCAGCAUAAGGAUGACCAGAUGCGUCUAAUCAAAUAUGGUUUAUUUGAGGUAUGGUUGGUGGGAGCAGCUAGCCAAGUCACAGAAUUUAGACUUCUCUUCAUUGAUGGAGCAUUCAUUAGUGAACAACAGAUGGCGAUUGUAUUCGGUGCUGAAUUUGCAACACUCUUCUACCAUUUUGCGAACACUCUGAAUACAUUGUCUCUGAAUGAUACUGAGAUUGGUCUCCUCGCAGGCAUUGUUCUUUUCUCACAGCGCAGAGAUCUGGACGGUCCUGAAAUUGUGGAAGCUUCCAGGGAACUGCUAUUGAAGGCUUUGAGACUAUUGUUAUCAAUAAGACACCCUGAUGAACCAGAAAUAGAGACUACCUUGAUGCAGAAGAUAUCAGAGUUAGAGGUUCUAGGAGUCAAGUAUCACUCACAAUUGGAGUGGUACCGCAACAAUUGGCACAGGAUCACAAUUCCAGCCCUUUUCUCAGAAGUCUUCGACAUUCCCCAUGUACAACUGCUAGAAGAAACUCCUGAUCAUUAGCCCAAAUACGGGUUUCAAAUAUGGGGCAAGAUUCUAAUGGUUUUGCUCAAUGACAAGCCACGAUAUAAUCAUCUCGAUGCAGUAGAAAUUAAUGAUUAUCAAUGAACGAGGGUCCCUGCCAUGCCCUUUAACAUAUCUAGACUGAUGAAGAUUUUACACUGAUCUCUGUUGACCAACAUUUUCUUACUCAUUGUUUUACAAUUUGCUUAUUUUAUUCCGUAUAUAAUUAGUACAGGAUGAGCUGGAGAGUAAAUUUAACAUGCUUGAACAAAUAGUCAUUCCACAUUUGUAAGUAUGAAAUACAAUUCGCUUCUGAGCAACUCCUCUCAAACUGUGUUCACUUUGUUAAGUAGGAUUGCAUUUUUACUUACAUGUUGAAUAUGACAUGCAAAAAUAAAACUUUGCAUUGCUCACCAGACAUUGUGGUGACAUAUUACACAGGGGCUGAGCAAAUACUUGAUCUGAAGAUUUAAAUGUUAAGUCUAAAUGGCAUGCUAGGAUAUAUUUGUUGUAUUCUGUUCUUUCUAUGUAAAAUCUUAGAUCACAUGUUUUUCUUAAGUUCAAUAGGUUAUAAGUGUCGUUAGUGCAGGAAAUGUACUAGUGUUUGUUCUAGCCUACAGAUUUUACAUGUGACAUUAUUUUAAAACCUUUUAAUUUAUCAAUGUUUUACAAUAUUCUUCUAGUGUUGUAAAGAAUUUAGAGCCUUACAUUUUAAUGAUUUAAUUUAUGGAAAUAAGUUCUCAUUGCAACUGUAAUAAAACAUGAUUGACACUGUUAA
This is a messenger RNA of Homalodisca vitripennis (glassy-winged sharpshooter), 1866 nucleotides long. RefSeq names its product ecdysone-induced protein 78C-like. The transcript is spliced from 7 exons. Gene Ontology annotation, molecular function: nuclear receptor activity; DNA binding. Gene Ontology annotation, biological process: regulation of DNA-templated transcription. The record is from RefSeq and is a predicted model, not a curated record. Bases 123 to 1088 code for a protein of 321 amino acids. NCBI's taxonomy places the organism in Eukaryota, Metazoa, Arthropoda, Insecta, Hemiptera, Cicadellidae.